Molecule: messenger RNA, 1410 nt
Organism: Saccostrea echinata
Lineage: Eukaryota; Metazoa; Mollusca; Bivalvia; Ostreida; Ostreidae
Product: E3 ubiquitin-protein ligase TRIM56-like
Exons: 1
Coding region: 1-1410 (469 amino acids)
Molecular function (GO): zinc ion binding
Source: RefSeq, a predicted model, not a curated record
AUGGAGAGUAACGCACCAGUUAAUUUGGAGGAAUUGCAGAAGAAAUUUUUAGAGUGCUGCAUUUGUCUUGAACUUUUUAAUGAAGAAGAUCGCCAUCCAAGGUUGCUUCCAUGUUUACACACCUUCUGCUUUAAAUGUCUCCAAGCCUUACAUAUCGAAGGAAAAAUAACAUGCCCUCAGUGUAAAUUAACUCAUACACUGGGCGAAAAUGGUUUGGACUGUUUCAGAAAGGACAACACACGGAGAGACUUACUAGAUUUUGUCAAAGCCUCGUCAAAUCAGAAAACCCUUAUAUGUGGCAUGUGUGUUGAAAAUCAAAAGGCCACGCAUAGAUGUAAACAGUGCGAAUAUUUUAUUUGCAAGGAUUGUGUGGAGAUUCAUAAAAAAGUAGUGGAUAUGAGGUCACAUGAUUUGAUUGCAUUGCAAGAUCUUUCUGAUUGUUCACUCGAUCAAUUAGAGAGCUUUACACAUCAAAGUUAUUGCAAGGAUAAAAAUCACGGGAAAAAAGUUUUGGAAAUGUAUUGCUCCUCGCCAACCUGUCAAAAACCGGUUUGUACGAUCUGUGCUUUCACAACUCAUAAUGGCCAUACGAUAUCUACAAUACCUGAAGCUUUUGAUUCAGAAUGUAUUAAAUUAUCCGAAGCCUCUGUAAAAGUAAAAAAUAAGAUUUCAGAAAUAGACAAAGUCAUGAAGCUUGUAGAGAAAGAAACAGCUGAUCUUCCUGAAAAGACAGAGGAACAAAAACACACCAUUCAAGCAAUUUAUGCUAAUGCAAGUGAAAUACUUCGACGUAAAGAACGAGAUUUGUGCAAUGAAGUUACCGAGAAGGAGCAACACAAGUUGGAAAUACUUGAGUUACAAUGUUCUGAAUUACAAGAAUUAAAAAAAGCAUGUGUUGAAUCAUGCAACUUUCUUAAACAUUCCCUUCGAUUCGGGAACAAUGCAGCUUUCUUAGAAUUAUGGCCAACUAUUGAAGCCCGUAUGACAGAACUGAAAUCGUCUACUUUUGAUAGAAAACCUCGUACCAAUGCAUCCUCAUUUAAAGUUCUAAAUGCCCCAAAUUUGUUAGAAUUCCAGAACAUGGCGAAUUCACUGGGGAAAGUUGUAAAUAGUGAGGCAUACUUUCCAAAUUGCAAUGUAAGCGUUCCCACUACAUGUUCCGAAGGGGAAGAAAUAACCUUCGAAGUGUCGCUGAAAACCCUAACUGGCUCAGUGAUAAAUGAUGAGGAUGUAGAGUUAAUUAUUGAAAGAGACUUGGCAGAAUUCGCUCGCUUUAAAUGCACCUUAGCUGAUAAGACAUUUAUUUGUAAAUGGAGCCCGAAUACUGCUGCCAGUUACUGUUGGUACAUAAUCAGCAAUGGCAUGGAAAUGCGGUUUCAGAAUAAUACAAUCAGAGUAGAUGCAAAGUAA